This is a messenger RNA of Xiphias gladius (swordfish), 2196 nucleotides long. It is a transcript of the gene echdc1, whose product is annotated as enoyl CoA hydratase domain containing 1. Gene Ontology annotation, cellular component: cytosol. The record is from RefSeq and is a predicted model, not a curated record. Gene Ontology annotation, molecular function: enoyl-CoA hydratase activity. Lineage: Eukaryota; Metazoa; Chordata; Actinopteri; Istiophoriformes; Xiphiidae. Gene Ontology annotation, biological process: fatty acid beta-oxidation. The coding region runs from base 578 to 1513 and encodes 311 amino acids. The transcript has 7 exons.
AUGGCGUUUUGUUGAUGCUUUGUAAUUGUCCGAGGGACAGGCUAGCUUUAAAUUUACGGGAUACGGGAUAUUUUCUCCGCAGCAGCUCGUUGAAGGCGUACGCGGUCGAGGCUGUUUAGGGAUGCUUCGUGUAACGGGGGCUGGAUGUUUUCCACUUAAAAAAAGAAAGAAAAAAGCCUGUCUAGCAGUAUAGAAAGGUAGCUACGUAUUACAGACCUAAUAUCAUGUCACGUUCACGUCCUAUCACAUCAGCCUAUUGCAGCGCUGUUGUUUAACGGCCCGUGAGAAUAUUAAGCUAACUUUCGAAAUGCCAGCGUCCAGUGUAGUUGACCGUGAAUAAAGCGAGUCGCUGUAAUCUCCUGAGUGUAAAUGUUCCCGUGUGAAAGAACAUUUUCUCUCCUGGUAUUCGUGGUAUUCGUGCCCUCCCCCGCUUUGUAAAAGUCCCCCGUCACUGGCUGUGAGGAAGCAUAGCUCCUGUUUGUCUGUGCACCGUGGGUGUUUUAAAUACUGUGGUCCAAACAUCAGCUGUGAAGACGGUCUAUCACGGUCCCAGUUCUGUCCAAGCAGCAGCAGCAGGAUGGCUCUCUGUGCACUGAGGACGCGGUUUCUGAAAAGCAGCAGUCACUGUGGAGCCCGGGGCAGGUUGCUGCAGAGACAGAGCAGUGGCUGUGUUUACUCCAGCAUCCAUGGCUUUGACCUGGCGGAGAUCAGAGAGAAACUCCUGGCUUUUCCCGGAGGCUCCGUUGAUCUGCUCAAACAGGACUCUGGUAUCGCUGUGCUGACCAUCAACAACCCCUCUCGCAUGAACGCCUUCUCUGGCAGUAUGAUGGUGGAUCUGGAGGAACAGGUGAGCCAGCUGGAGAACUGGACAGAUGGCAAAGGCCUCAUCGUCCAGGGUGCUGCUGAAACGUUCUGCUCCGGAUCAGACCUCAAUGCUGUUAGGGCGAUUUCUAACCCGAAGGAUGGGAUGAAGAUGUGUAUGUUCAUGCAGAAUGCUCUUACAAGGCUGCUCAGGCUGCCUCUGAUCUCUGUUGCUCUGGUGGAAGGGAGAGCGCUGGGAGGAGGUGCAGAACUCACCACUGCCUGUGAUUUCAGAUUAAUGGCAUCUGACAGUGUGAUCCAGUUUGUCCAUAAACACAUGGGCCUGGUCCCAGGCUGGGGCGGCACCGCACGACUUGUCCACAUUGUUGGAAGCCAGAAUGCGAUAAAGCUCCUCGGUGGCGCUCUGAAAGUGGACCCCCGACUUGGCCUGCAGAUUGGACUGGCAGACGGAGUCCUGGAGGCCCCCCAGGCGGAGGAGGGUGCAGGGAGUCCCCUGCAGCAGGCUGAAAACUGGCUCAGUCACUACAUAAAAGGACCCGCCCCUGUGAUUCAGGCUGUGAAGAAGGUGGUGGUGUCGGGGAGAGAGCUCCCCCUGUCCGAGGCUCUGAGGACUGAGAAGGAUGUAUUUGGGACAGUGUGGGGCGGUCCGGCUAACCUGCAGGCCCUGGCCAGCAAGUCCAAACACAAAUGAACGAGUUGAAGUGUCUCUCUUGAGUAUCUUUAGAGCAUCUCAGAUCACUGAGACAUUUUUGAAAAGUUCUGUCCUGGUCAAAGUUGUAAGAUGUCCCAAAGAGAACUGCUUCAGGCCUCUGGGGAGAGACUGACUCUUGACUGACAUUACUGAACUGACUGGCGGGACAUUUAUAGUUCUUUUAAAUACUUUUCAUAAGUUGAAUGGUGUGCCUAAAAUGAGGACUGACUUUGCUGUGGGAUGGUAGAAACAGAUGAAAAAGGUUUUUUUCUUUGAUGGCCAAUGGAAAAAGGACAACAAAUAUUUUUAUUUCAGAAAAUUUGAUUUUGUGUUGCCUCCAGUACACUGACUGUGCGAUUGCCAAUUGUCACACACUGAAAUCGCUGAGUUCCUUUGUGUGUGGGCACUUUAGCCAACACCAGUGUAGGAGCUGAACAGUACAUAAACAGUGAAGCUGAAAAAGUUCUUUCUUCAAUCAUAUAUAACUCCCCUCUUCGUUUGUGGGUGUAUUUUAGAAACUGGAUUCUGCAGUUACCUGUACACAAAAAAUUACAGCACACGUGGUGCAGUUGUCAGCUGACCUAAAAAUCUUGUUUCAUUGAUGCUGUGUAGACUGUACAAGGACUUCUUUUUAGAUUUGUCCUCUCAAUUAAAGUAUAUCUAUAAUAAAAAACGGUGAAUAU